Messenger RNA from Chinchilla lanigera (long-tailed chinchilla), 3248 nucleotides. RefSeq names its product small integral membrane protein 10 like 1 (gene Smim10l1). NCBI's taxonomy places the organism in Eukaryota, Metazoa, Chordata, Mammalia, Rodentia, Chinchillidae. The coding region runs from base 1842 to 2048 and encodes 68 amino acids. The transcript has a single exon. The record is from RefSeq and is a predicted model, not a curated record.
UCUAUUGUACCUUUCAGAUUUUAUUUACUCUUUCAGGCUCUUACAACAGAUUUUAAUAAUUUGACAAUUAUGUUCCAUUAUCUAAAAGAAGUAGAGAAGGGAAAGGAGAAAAAAAUCUAGAAAUGAGUACACAUUUAGCUAUGAGAAUAUUCUAUAUAAAUGCGUCAGAUUUGGUAUAAAAUUUUUUUAAUACUAGGAUCAACAGAAAAAUGAGAAAUUAUAGCUUUCAAGGUCUCAGUGUUUUUUUAUAGUGACAGGUCUUCAGAAAACGCUGAAUUUGUUUGAAAUGCUGACAGACCAAAGACUCCAUCAGAAUCAUAAUUAUAUGAUUAAUUCUAUACUUCAUCCUGAGAAAAAUUAGCUGCCUUCACUUUAAAAAUAUUAUUUGGUAGAAAGCAAAACAGAGAGUUUUAAGUAACUGAUCAAUGACUAAAGGCAAAAUUGGUUUGUUUUUUUGUUUUGUUUUGUUUUUUUUCUAAGCUAAUCAGGAACAGGCAUGAGAAGGGAUUGGCACAAGGAAGAAAUGGAAGACAGAAUAAGAACACAUAGUCUUAUAUAGUUGGAGAUAAAAGAUGCAGGGACUUAAUGAUUUCUCUGUGAAUGCUGAAUAGCUCUAUGAAUUGUUUCAGUUUUAAGAUAGAAAAGAUUUUAAUUGUGUAUUGAAACUAUACCCAUUCUCCUGGUCAUUCAUUUUGCACUGCUCUUCAGCUCUAUACCAGUAUUUUAGAGGCUGUCAUAAGUAAUCAGUUCCUCUAGCUUCUGGGGUGCCACUGGUACCAUAAAAUAUCAGACGAAAUUGUAUCUGGGAACACACAAUUAAGCUUUACAAAUUUCAAAAUGAUCUGGUAUUUCUGUCAGUUAUGUCAUUAGAAUAUACAGAAACAGAAGUACACUAGCCUACAAUAAUUAUAAUUUGAAUAGCUACUAUAGAUAAUCAGUACUGGGGAGAUAUGGGAGUGUGAACAAAGAUUUUCAGACCUAGACUGUAAUAGAAGGUUAUGAUUGCAAACCACGCAGGUGCAAUAAUCCAUGAAUGUAGGUUUUAUUGAUGACAACUACAGUGCUUUCUAGUUAAAAUGGAAGCUUAGUGAAGGUGAUGAAAUGUGUAUCAUUUAAACAUCAGAAAAGCAAUGUGGCUAUGGGAGACGGAUUAUGUUAAUUUAAGGGUUUUAAGGGUAUGGAAGUACUUCAAAUGUUAGCAGUAUUUCAAGCUUUGCAGCCUAGCCCAGGUUUCUCAUGUGCACUUGCAUGUUGAAAUAAAACUGCAAAUUUGAUACUUAAUCUGAUCUCAUUUGUGGGAAUAUGAUUUUGUAUAUAUGCAAUGCAAAAUCAAAAGGUAGCAGGGGUGUUAUUGUUUGAUUUGCUUUAGAAAUUUGCUACCUGCAAGCUAAAUAGUCCUAGUAAGUAUACAGGAAGACCCAUAGCCUAUGACUAUGCCCUAACAGUACAAUUAAAUACAUCAAAAAGAGAGCAAUCACAUAGCACACAAACAGGAGUUUUAACCCGAUCUAGACCUUACAAGCUGUGUGCCCUUGAGAAAAUUACAUAAUUUCACUUAGCCUUUUCACUUGAAAGUGAAAAUACUGGUGCGACAUUCCGUACACGUUAUAUAACACGCCGGUGGCCGCUCUUCCACUGGUUAACUCUGAAUACCACUGCAAGCUGACAGGAAGGGGCGGAGCGCCGUAGCAGCGAGCGCCGUCGCAGCGAGCGGGGACUGCAGGACGCGCAGGUGUGCGCUCGGCGGCCGCUUUACCCUCGGGUGCUGGCUGUGGCAGAGGUCUGCGGAGACUGCAGGGGCCUCCGGCUUCAGGCGCUGGGCGGACGGUGACAGCUGCUCCAUGGCCCCUGCGGCGCCUCCCUCCUCCUUGGCCAUCCGGGCCUCAAGCCCAGCAGCGGCCCCCUCUUCAUACGGGGUCUUUUGCAAGGGGCUCUCCCGUACCCUGCUCGCCUUCUUCGAGCUGGCCUGGCAGCUGCGCAUCAACUUCCCCUAUUUCUACGUCGCGGGCUCUGUGAUCCUGAACAUCCGCUUACAGGUACACAUAUAAAGCCGCGAGCAAGCUGCGGGCCUCCGGAGGCCACCAGGAUGGCGGACUCCCAGGAGGACUCGGGGCACUGUGAACCACUCAGUCUCGCGAGAGUUCUCGGGGGCCGUCUGCGCGUGCGCUGUUCACUCCUCGCGCUGUCUCUGGGCAGUGGCGGAAAUCCUGUUGACACUAGGUAAGGGAGAGAUGCGGUUCCGGGAAAGGAAGCAUUUCAUCUAAGGCCCACGAAAAUGUUAAGAAGCCACGUAUCUUUAAACUGGACUCCAGACAGAUUUCAGGACAAGACAAAAGCCACAGAAUACAUUAUGAAAAAGGAAGGCCAAUUUUUUUUUCAGAAAAAAAAGUGACGUGAAUAACAAAUUUACGGUGUAAAUUAAAAUUAAGCAGUCAGUGAACUUCAGAAAUAGCGGACUGGAUUGUAAGCCAGACACUGAAGAAGAAAGCCAUGGUGUUAAAGGUAUGAAGUGGAAGGCGUGUAUUUCUUCACCCCACAAGAAAAACAUUGGAAUUCUCAGUAAAAAACAAAACUAUGCAAAAACACAUCUUCCAAAAAUACUGGACCUGAAACGCUACGAGAUUUUGAACAAAUGGUGGAAGCGUGAGAAAAUGGAGUCUAACUUCGUGUGAACAGCGCUUGGAUUAGGACCUUGGGGGCAGAGAAAAGGAAAUGUAGUCAUAGCGUAAAACUUGGAUAUUUUGUGAAUAACAUUUAAAUAAUUACAAUGCAAAUGUGUAUGAUUUUCAUCUUUAAAGGAAUACUUAAUCAUGACUAUAAAGAAGAAUAUAAAUAUUAUUAGCCAUGAUGUACAAAUACAUAGACAAGUGGCAGUGUUGGAAAAGGGGGAGGAGGUAAAUAAAAUGGUUUAAUGUACUAAAAAUUGUGAAGUUGAGAGCAAUCUGUUGUGGAGGAGAAAGAAAAUAUUAUUAGUCAUAAUGUUUCUAAAACAGUAAUAUAACUGUAUUAAAGGGAAAACUUGAUAGGGCAAAAGACUAUGAUGUCAACAGAAAGUGCUGAAAGAUGGGGAGUUCAGUGGGAUUUCUCAAAAAGUACUGUUAAAAGCACCCGGUAUAUUUGAGUAUAUUGGAGAUGUUUCAUUUUUUCAAAGUCCAGGAAUGGAUUAGUAAUGUGCAGAUACUUCAAAUUUAAGAAAACCAAACUGUGGUAAUAAUAAACACCAGGAAAAAUAAAAAGUUCAAAACCUA